ACGUGGGGAUUUAUUGUUGGUGAAUUGUGCUGCAGAGGACGACUAUUGCUGUUCACAUAUUGGAUGGUUCCUUUGACUCGGCUGAAACGGCUCUUCCUCUGACAGUUGUUUCCUCGCUUGAUGAUAGAAAACAGGAUAAACAGCCCUCCACAAUCUGGCCCAUCGAGAAUACUUUUCCAGGAUAGAGGCAAAUGUCAGCAGUUCACCGGCAGUCGUCGAGAUGUGAGAAGGGGUCAUGCCUCUGAUCAAGAGAAACAUCGACCCUCGUCACCUGUGCCAAGGUGCAGUGCCUGAUGGGAUUGGCAACGAGCUGGAAUGUGUGACAAAUAACUCGCUGUCUGCCAUCAUCCGUCAGCUCAGCUGUCUGAGUAAGCAUGCAGAAAACGUGUUUGGGGAGCUUUUUAACGAGGCCAACACAUUUUACAGUCGUGCAAACUCUCUGCAGGACCGUAUUGACCGCUUGGCAGUCAAAGUCACCCAACUGGACUCCAGCGUGGAGGAAGUGUCCCUCCAGGACAUAAACAUGAGGAAGGCCUAUCGAGGCGCUGCGGUCCAGGACCAGGAGGUUUUGUCCAAAGGCAGCACUCCCAGCUCUGUUGCUGAAAUGUAUGAGGGCUGUGACAGGCCUCCCCUUCUUGGUGCCCUCACGGCUUACAGGGAGGACUCCACCGACGCAAUGAAAUUCUACUCGGACCCGUCGUACUUUUUUGAUCUUUGGAAGGAGAAGAUGCUUCAGGACACCGAGGACAAGAGGAAAGAAAGGCGGAGACAACGGGAACAGAAGAGGAGCAUGGAGAGCAGCACCCUCCAGCGGGAGGUGAAGAAGGUGAGGAAGGCGCGAAACCGCAGACAAGAGUGGAACAUUAUGGCUUUUGAUAAAGAGCUCCGUCCAGAUCACCGCCAUCCAAAAACCCUUCGACGGGGAGCAUCGUCAGAAGGCUCUCUCUCUCCUGAUGGCAGGCCUGACCUUCUGGACUACCCAAUCCCUCCAGUACCUGCUCACGCUGUUUGCAACUAUGCCAGGUCCCAUGAUUACAUCCCAGGAAACGCACAUCCCUCACCACCUGUGGAGCACGAAUACCACAGCAUCGAUGUCAACUACAAGAGAGCAACUUAUGCUGCAGCAGAGCCCCGCAUUGCAGACAGAUUAAACGGUUCUGCAUGUCUGGCUGCAGACUGCACCUCCAUUCCUCCUCCUCCUCCCCCCCAAGGCCCACCACCCAUCCCAUCCUCCCAGACUGCAUUUGGCUUUCCACCACCACCCCUGAAUAGUGGAGCUGUGCACAUCGGACCAGGUUACCCACUGCCGCCGGUGCCUCCUCCGGGGCCACAUAUGGCGCCUCCACCUCCGGGUCCCCCUCCUCCACCUCUGCCUCCCCCAGCCGCGCCCUCACACCCACCAAGACGCAAUGAAACCAAACCGGUUAAAGAUGCCAGAAGUGAUCUGCUGUCAGCCAUUCGGAUGGGCAUCCAGCUGAAGAAAGUUCAAGAGCAGCAAGAGCAGCAGAACAAGAGGGAGCCCGUGGGGAACGAUGUGGCCACCAUCCUGUCCCGACGCAUUGCAGUUGAAUACAGUGACUCCGAGGAUGAUUCUGAGUUUGAAGAAAAUGACUGGUCAGACUGACCUUGCAUAAGCUGAAGCAUGUGAUUUAUAUGUACUUUUUGGGAAGCCUCUAAAAAAGGAAACUGAAUUGUGCUUGAACUUGUUUGGCUCCAUCUAGUGUGUAGACAGAGCCAUUUAUCUCACGUGCUUAUUUUGCACCUCUAGCAAAAUGCAUGAAUUAGAUGAAUAUUUACGUCUUCUGCAUGUAAAA
Poecilia latipinna (sailfin molly) is the source of this 1814-nucleotide messenger RNA. Its product is annotated as wiskott-Aldrich syndrome protein family member 3-like. Gene Ontology annotation, molecular function: actin binding; Arp2/3 complex binding; protein kinase A regulatory subunit binding. NCBI's taxonomy places the organism in Eukaryota, Metazoa, Chordata, Actinopteri, Cyprinodontiformes, Poeciliidae. The transcript is spliced from 9 exons. Bases 236 to 1624 code for a protein of 462 amino acids. Gene Ontology annotation, biological process: positive regulation of Arp2/3 complex-mediated actin nucleation; actin cytoskeleton organization. Gene Ontology annotation, cellular component: SCAR complex; cytoskeleton. The record is from RefSeq and is a predicted model, not a curated record.